This is a messenger RNA of Psylliodes chrysocephalus, 678 nucleotides long. NCBI's taxonomy places the organism in Eukaryota, Metazoa, Arthropoda, Insecta, Coleoptera, Chrysomelidae. The record is from the annotation of a GenBank genome assembly.
AGCUGAGGAUUGUAAAAAAAAAAAUGGAAAUCCCUUAGGGAAAAAUUUAAUCGAGAAAAGCAGAAACUUCAGAUGCUACAAAGAAGUGGUGCUGGUUCAUCAUUUACGACACCGUGGCCGUUAAUGUCAUUUUUUGAAUUUAUGUUUGAUCAUAAGACACCUAGAGAAACUAGUAGCAGUGUUAUUUUAGAGAGAAAUAAUAUAUAUUCACCUUCGUCAAUUAUGGAGGCAGAAGUAGUUUCUGAACCUUCAUUAGAUGAAUCUAGUAUGACCAACCUAGAAUUUGAUAGUCAAAUUAAUCAAUUUAAUUUAAUUAAUGACCAUCAAGAGGCAUCUGCUACUCCACCUGUAGUUAACCUUAAUCGUAAUUUAGAAAUAUCAAGGGAAAUGCCCUUUACUCCUAUUAGUGUUCCUAAAAGGAGUAACAAGAGAAAAAAAACAGACAAUCAAACGGAAAAUGAUCUAGAUGUUUUGGGGCUAUUAGGAAAAAUUUCCAAUUCAGUGGAACAGGUUACCUCUGCAUCCCCAAAUACCAGAGAUAAACUUGACGAUUUUUCAUCCUAUAUGAUAUCUGAACUAAGAGAGUUUCCAGAAGAAUCACGAGAAGAAUUCAUUGAUGAAACAAUCAUUAGACUUCUUCAAAUUAAAAGAAAAUUGAGGCAAAAUGCAAGGCCAUAA